This is a messenger RNA of Colletotrichum aenigma, 2472 nucleotides long. RefSeq names its product MutS protein-like protein 5. The record is from RefSeq and is a predicted model, not a curated record. Gene Ontology annotation, cellular component: nucleus. The coding region runs from base 1 to 2472 and encodes 823 amino acids. Gene Ontology annotation, biological process: chiasma assembly; mismatch repair. Gene Ontology annotation, molecular function: ATP binding; ATP-dependent DNA damage sensor activity; mismatched DNA binding. The transcript has 6 exons. NCBI's taxonomy places the organism in Eukaryota, Fungi, Ascomycota, Sordariomycetes, Glomerellales, Glomerellaceae.
AUGGCUGUUGAUGUCAAGGACAAGGGUGCUCUUGGAUGCGCCUACUACAGGACUUCUGAGGAUACUAUCUAUCUACUACGCGACGCGCCCGGCACCGGUUUGCUUACUUUCAUCAACUUUCUCAUGGUUCAUGUUGAGCCGACGGUGGUUGUGUUACCUCUGAAGAUGCCCGAUGAGGUGGUUCGUUUCUUCGAAGAGCACAACAUCGUUGCCCGUGAAGACGAUCCCGGAACUGAGCGCUACCUCCUGCGAACUGUCGGCUCGAAUGAGUUCAACCACCAGGCCUCCAUCGAUAAGUUGAUAGACUUGCCACCUAUUUGUUCGGGGCCAAUUGUGGUGAACACUGCUACCGGUCGCUCGCCGAAUGACGUCGCGCAAGGUGAGUGUCGAAAUAUCAAGCUCAUGCGCCUUGGCUCAUUCGUCGACCUCGAUUGCUUUUCAUCAAUUGGGUGUGCCGGGGCCGUUUUGGGUGAAAUCGCUCGCAUUGGCAACGCUGCUGAUGGUCUGUUAAGGGUGCCGGUAGCCUCGAUUCAGAUGUUUGCCCUUUCGGAUUCUAUGCUGGUUACCGAUGAAACGAUUUCUUCGCUCCAAGUUUUCCAAUCCGAACUUUAUCCGAACAGGUUGAUGUCCGGCUUGGCCACAGCGGGCUCCUGCUCAAAAGAGAGCCUGUCAGUUUAUGGUCUGUUUCAUCCCUUCGCAAGCACUCCUCAAGGGAAGGUCAAACUGCGGCAAAUGUUCUUGCGCCCUUCACUCAAUCUUGACACGAUCCGUGAGAGGCAGAAAACUGUCACGGUCCUGCUUCAGUCCGACAAUGCAGAGGCACUCGAGAGUGUGUGCGGAGCCCUGAAGAAGAUUCAGGAUGUACGAAGGCCUCUGGAACAGUUACGAAGAGGAGCAGAUAUCCCAACCGUAAAAGCCAUUGGCCGUGGUGUUUGGUGGUCUUUGACUCGAUUUUCGAUUGCUGUUCUUCAACUUCGAGAUGCCAUGCUGCAGUUGCAACACGCGCAUGGCCUUGCUUGCGUACAACAGGUUCUUUCUAUUAUUCCCGCUCGUGUUAUCAAAGGCGUCGCUGAUAAAGUCGACUCUAUUAUCGAUUUUGACGAAGUCAAGGCUAGCUCGAGGAUUGCAGUGAAGCCCCAUGUCAACGUGCAGCUUGACAAACUAAAGCAUGACUAUCAGGGCUUGGAUUCCCUUCUGAACGAUAUACGCAAAUCAAUGUCACAAGAACUCCCUGAAUGGGCUCGGCCAUAUGUCACUGGCUGCGUCUUUUGGCCACAGCUUGGCUUUUUCACGGUGGUCUCUCUUCGCCAAGAUGGCACACCCGCGUACAUGGGACAGGAGCUUUAUGAUGACAGAUGGGAAGUUAUGUUCAUCACCGGGGGUAGCGUCUAUUUCAAGAACCGCCGCAUGGCAGAACUGGACGCUCAACUAGGUGACCCCUAUUCGGGAAUCGUAGACCUAGAGAUACAGAUUCUUCACGACCUCGCCUGCGAGGUUCUUCAACAUGCCCCCGUCCUAAAUCACGCCGCGGAUGCGUGUGGCGACUUCGACUGUUUGGUGGCUUUAGCACGGGGGGCUCGGAAGUAUGGUUGGACGGCUCCAACGAUGACAACCGACAAUGUUAUAUCCAUCCAGGGCGGACGCCACCCGCUUCAAGAACUGGCCGUACAUUCAUUCAUCGCAAAUGAUUGCAUGCUGGAGGGGGGUUGCGGUGACCCUCGAGGUCACCAUGGCGAAACUACGACACUCGUCAUUACUGGGCCCAAUCAUUCUGGCAAGAGCGUCUGCAUCAAACAAGUCGCUCUUAUUGUCUACCUAGCCCAUAUUGGAAGCUUCAUCCCGGCAAGUUUUGCUACGAUAGGAAUUACGGAUCAGAUUCUCACUCGCAUCUCGACGCGGGAGAGCGUGUCACAGAAGGAAAGCGCUUUUGGGACUGACUUGAGACAAGGAGCCUUUGUCAUGCGGCAUGCUACUCGCCGGAGUCUCGUCGUGAUUGACGAGUUCGGUAAGGGCACUACGGCCGACGAUGGAGCCGGGCUUAUGGCAGGACUCAUUGACCACUUCACUGCGCUCGGUACCGAUGCGCCUAAGGUACUCAUAACUACGCAUUGUCAUGAGAUUUUCGAAGGCGGAUACCUGCGAGACCGGCCAGGUCUAACCUUUGCUUAUAUGGACGUGCGUCUCGACCUAGCUGCCCCAAUAGACGACCAGGUAGUUUUCCUUUACGACCUUCGUCUUGGAAGAAGCACAUCUAGCUUCGGUAGCAAUUGCGCGGCAAUCAAUGGGGUCAGCAAAGCCGUAGUUGAGCGAGCGGAAGCGAUUAUACUGUUGUUGGCGCGAAACGAAGAUCUUGGGGCAGCGUGUGCCAAAUUGGAUGACGAGGAUCUGGCACGUCUCCUAGAGGCCGAGGCAGUCGCCAGGAACUUCAUUCAGCUGGCUAUGGGCGAUAAAGUCGAGGCUCCAAGGGAGUAG